AGGAGACACACUUCUACCAGACACAGACUGCUGCUGUCCAGCACCUCCCGACAGCUGGUGGGCGAGAGCAACCGUCCCAGCUUCAGACCUGGGCUGGAGGGAGGCAGCUCCGACGAAGACUCUGGUCGUAACCCUUCUCUGACUGGGUUAGAACACAGAUACUCUGCAGAGGGCCAAGUCAUCAACACUGUAACAGGAGGAGGAGGCGACGGGAGCAGUGGGAGUGAGGAGGGAGGGAACGGUGGAGUGUCCGCUCUACCCUUCUCCACCUCCUCCUCCUCGGCCCAGACUACCUACGAUGUUCUGCGGGGGCUUGGGAUCCUGGGGGGCAGCGUGCCGGGAGAGAAUACCCAAGACCCUCGCUCUCUACUGGGGCUGAGCCGGGGCAGCCUGAUGGGGGACCGUGUGGGGCCGGUGGGGACUGGAGAGACCAACUCUGGGCCCCAGAGGACGUCCCCUGUCAAUUGGAGUAUGACCUUAGACAGACAGGAAGCGCUGGAUGCCAUGGACAGUACAGAGUCUGGGUUGGCAGAGGAGGGUCCAGAUGUCUUGGAUUCUAUAUACCUGAGGACUGGUGCUGGACACUGGAGACCCCAGGACAUGACCUCUCACCUCCAGACCACACAGAACAGCUUCCACCUCUCUCAGGUGCUUCUUUCGCAUAGUGAUGAUGAGGAGGAGGAGGAGGGGAGGGGGAGGCCUGCUGCCCUGGGGCCAAGAGGAGGUCCAUGUGGGGACUCCUCUGCACCUCCUGGUCCUCCUGGCCUGUCAGACACGAGUCGGGGUGAGAAGGAUCUUCUCUCCACCUCUCUGGAGGCUAAGUACCUCUCUCAGAGCUUCCACCCGGAGGAGGACUCUCACUCUGACAGCGACUGGAACCACUGUCCUGAUAACCUGGACUUCCAACCGGCCUCUCCCAGUGUGGUCUACCAGAACGAGGAGGGGAAGUGGGUGACUGAUCUGGCUUACUACUCGUCCUUUGAGAAGGAGGUGGAUGGGAAGCAGCUUCCGGAGGCAGCAGACCAGUUCCAGGCUGAGGACUUCGUUCCAGGCAGUAACGCCAUAGAGAAGAUCAUAGAGGACCAGAAGGUGUUUGAGAAGGAGAACCGGUUCAUGCAGGAGGAGGUGAUGACGUCGGACUCCACCAGUCCAGGUCUCCUAUCCGACACGUCCUGGAGACUCCCGGCCAGCAGCCACAUCCUGAUGAGGGCCAGCCAGGUGUCCCAGGACCUGGACAGAGGGAACCAGAGUUAUCUCCGUCUGUCUCUGGGGACCUUCUUCCAGCAGCGCUCUGAGGCCCUGGGCUGUCUAGGGGACGACAGGGAGGACGAUACAGUCAAACGGCCGUCGUUUGGUUACGUCAUCACCUCUCCAGAGAAGAGGGAACCAUUUCCUCUGAUUCAACCAUCAGACUUCCUGUCUCAGGACAGCUCGGUCCGCAGCGACACCGACCACGACCGCACCAUGAACACAGAGGACUUGGACAAGACUGUGGAGGCAGCUCCAGACAGGGUGUCACCGACAGGAGAUGAAGAGCCAGAGCCUUGUGAAUCAGUCUCCCCCCUCCCUGAGGCCCUGCUCUCCCCCAGCCAGACCCUUCCCUCAGCCUCCCCUCUCCCUGAGGCCCUGCUCUCCCCAGCCAGACCCUUCCCUCAGCCUCCCCCGGCAGCCUGGACCCCAGCCCCAGCAGCGGCACAGACCAGUCUAACCUCGUGUUGUCUAUCAGCACCAUUGCCUCGGCCAUCGCAGAUGCCUCCAUCUCCUCGGAGCCCUCCCAGCUGGCUGCCAUGAUCAUGGAGCUUUCAAAGAGGAGUCGGAUCCAGAGGCAACGCCAGAAAGGUCUGCCGCGUCCAG
Salmo salar (Atlantic salmon) is the source of this 1854-nucleotide messenger RNA. The record is from RefSeq and is a predicted model, not a curated record. Lineage: Eukaryota; Metazoa; Chordata; Actinopteri; Salmoniformes; Salmonidae.